CCGUCGAGUCAUCCGCCGAAGCCUCACUCGCAUCGUCCGCGCUUGACUCACCCGGUCAGCCCUACGAUCAAGAAAGUCUCCACUCCAGGCCAUAUAUAAGUGCAGGGACAGUGUAGAUUGAAGGAUCAAUCGCUCUCCUUCAGAGGCCCCCUCUUCUCGACGUGUAGCCAGCAUCAUCAUGGCCUCGACACACCAGCCCCAGGGCGAGACCCCUUGGUUCCUCCAGUCCAGCGCACCCGUCCUGCUCCCUACCUUGGACGCGCUGACCUAUCCACGCGAUGAGUUUGAGGCGUACAUUCACAAGGAUCUCGCCUCGCGCCAUGAUGGCGACCAUGUCACAAUGGACGAUGAUCCCACGCAGCACCAGCAGCCUACAGAGGCGACAUCAGAGUCGUUCACAUUGCUCACCUCGUCCACAACAACAGCAGCCGAUCUGGCCACAGACAUGGACAACAUGAAAGUCGACGCGACGCGCGCAGAAGAGGCAGACAAAUCUAAAAGGAUGGGCCACCCCUUUAUGGACGCCCUGUUCGACAACGCGGAGCAAGACGAGGAGCAGCACACCCCCAACCUGGAGAACAAAAUGUUCACCGACAAUGGCGAUAUCACCAACGCAUCCACCACAAGCCCCCUCGUCGACCUCUUCGCCGAGCUGGAGAAUGUCAUCACUGGCCCCCGCCUCAACGACCUCCUCCACGCAGCGUGGGCGCACGACGCCCUCGCCACCCUCAAGAUUAUCUUCAACGCGCGCUCCAUCCAUCUCGGCAAAUCGAGCCGAAAGACAUUCUACCUCUGCGCCGGAUGGCUGGCCACGCACCAUCCUCACACCCUCAUCGCCAACCUCCCAUGGCUGAGCCGCCCCGUCAUCCAGAAGAAGGAAAAGAAGGACGACGACGACGCUGACCUGGUCAUCGUCGAGGCCGAGAAGGACGAGAACGACCCGGCCAGGCACAAUGUCCGCCACGGCGUCUCGCACGGGUACUGGAAGGAUCUGCUCAACAUACUCGCCCUCGCCGCCAACGACAAGCUCCACGUGCUCGCCAACCCUUCCGACGUCCUCAACAUCCGGCAGACGAAGGAGAAGAAGACACGCAAGAACCGACCCAACAAAUCCUCCCGCGUCCAAAAGACAUCAGGCCGCAGGGCACCCACGCUCGCCGCCACGAAGCCCGAACUAUCCACCAGGCAAAUGACAGAGAGCCAACGCCGCGCCAAGGACAAGGUCGCCUCCAAACUCGCCAAGGAGGACCGCAUCACGACCCGACAGGCACGCCAGGCCCGCGUGGCCAGCAAGCUCCAGACCGACCCCGUCUACCGAGCCCUCCACCUCGCCAUCGCCCGCCUCUUUGCACAGCAGCUCCAGAUCGACACGGAGCGUCUCAAGAGCAACGACAGGACACUCCAGAAGGACAUCUCCCUCUGCGCCAAGUGGGCACCAAGCCACGACCGCUUCCAUGACCGUCACACCCUCAUCGCCACCUCCAUUGCCGAGAUCCUCUUCCCCAUGUCCGCCCUCGAUCUCAUCGAUACUACUACCACUACUACCCGCGAGGUCUACCUGCGUCACGCCCGCGAGGCCUACCGCAAGACCACCUCCGCCCUCCGUGCCCACCUCGACAUUGUCGAGCGCAACAUCACCGCCCAGACCUACGACGCCAUCCGCUACGAGCGUCUCCCCAGCCAGGCCAUGCGGCAGUACACGCCGCAGUUCGUCACGCACGACUACGACCGCUUCGAGGCCUACCUCGACAAAGUCGCCAGCGGGCAGACCAUCAUCUCUGGCGCCACGCUCCUCCCCAGCGUCAUGGUUCACAGCGUGAGCCACAACAACGACACACCUUCUCUCCCGGCCAGCGCGCUCGCCGGCCUCACGCCCGCCAAGCUCCUCGAGCACAGAAAGGCCCAUCUGGCGGCGCAAGUCCUCGACGGCCAGUGGAAGACCCUCGUCCAACGCAUCAGGGACGCCGGCACGCUACGCUCCAGCAUCGCCGUCUGCGACGUGUCCGGCUCCAUGGGCUACCCCGUUUUCCCGGACGGCACGAUCCCCAUGGACUCGUCCAUCGGGCUCUCCCUGCUCGUGGCGUCCGUCACUGAACCGCCCUAUGGCGGCGCCUUUAUCACGUUCCACGACAAACCGACCGUGCAGAGGGUCGAUCUCGCGGCCCCCUUUUCCGCGCAAGUCCGUAAGAUCCGUCAAGCGCCUUUUGGUUUCCGGACCGACUUUGAGGCCGUCUUUACGCAGUGCAUCCUCCCGCUGGCGCGUAAGCACAAGGUCCGGCGGGAGGACAUGGUCAAGCGGGUGUUUGUCUUUAGCGACAUGCAGUUUGACCAGGCGCGGGGGAUGAAUGAGAAGAAAACGUGGUCGAGCAGCCUGGAGCGCAUCCGGAAGGAGUAUGCCCGGUUCGGGUACGAGGUUCCGGAGCUGAUCUUUUGGAAUUUGGCCGGUGGGAGAGGGGGUGUCAGUCCCAAGCCUGUGACGACGGCGGAUCAGGGGACGGCCAUGGUGAGUGGGUAUUCGCAGGGUCUGCUCAAAGUCUUCUUGGACUCGGGAGGCUUUGAAGAAGCGGAAGAGGAGGAAGAGGUGACCGAGACGGUGGAGGGCGAGGAUAGUAUGGAGGUGACGACAACGACGGUGGUAAAGAAGAACCCCAUGGAUCCAUUGAACACGGUGAAGAAGGCGAUCGGGCAUCCUGCGUAUGCCAUGCUCCGCGUCGUUGAUUAAUACCAUAGUAAUAAAAAAGCAAAGCAUUCAGGGUAUCUUGUACGUGUCAACUCCCCCGCUCACA
This is a messenger RNA of Emericellopsis atlantica, 2786 nucleotides long. RefSeq lists its product as uncharacterized. The transcript has a single exon. The record is from RefSeq and is a predicted model, not a curated record. Lineage: Eukaryota; Fungi; Ascomycota; Sordariomycetes; Hypocreales; Bionectriaceae. The coding region runs from base 179 to 2722 and encodes 847 amino acids.